GUAGUUUGACGUUUUAUGUACCAUAGACAAAAGAUUCUUUUCUGUAAACUGUCAGAGACGGCAACAGUAAUUCCUAACCAUGGGUCGCGUCAGGACUAAAACCGUGAAGAAGGCAGCCAAAAUCAUUAUUGAGAAAUACUACACAAGGUUGACCCUUGAUUUUGACACCAACAAGAGGAUAUGUGAGGAAAUCGCUAUCAUUCCUACGAAGCCCCUUCGUAACAAGAUCGCCGGGUUUGCCACCCACUUGAUGAGGCGUCUUAGGAACUCCCAGGUCCGUGGAAUCUCCAUCAAACUGCAGGAGGAGGAGCGCGAGAGACGUGACAACUACGUCCCUGAGGUCUCCGCCUUGGAGCAUGACAUCAUCGAGGUGGACCCCGACACCAAGGAGAUGUUGAAGAUGCUAGACUUCAACAACAUCAACGGCCUCCAGCUGACGCAGCCGACCACCUCGGGUGGUUAUGGUGGCAGACGUAAUUAAGGAUAAUAAACAUUAAAAUGUA
Messenger RNA from Cydia amplana, 503 nucleotides. It is a transcript of the gene RpS17, whose product is annotated as small ribosomal subunit protein eS17. The transcript is spliced from 3 exons. The record is from RefSeq and is a predicted model, not a curated record. Gene Ontology annotation, biological process: translation. Gene Ontology annotation, molecular function: structural constituent of ribosome. Gene Ontology annotation, cellular component: ribosome. Lineage: Eukaryota; Metazoa; Arthropoda; Insecta; Lepidoptera; Tortricidae. Bases 80 to 481 code for a protein of 133 amino acids.